Messenger RNA from Sinocyclocheilus rhinocerous, 4523 nucleotides. RefSeq names its product TAF2 RNA polymerase II, TATA box binding protein (TBP)-associated factor (gene taf2). Gene Ontology annotation, biological process: transcription initiation at RNA polymerase II promoter. NCBI's taxonomy places the organism in Eukaryota, Metazoa, Chordata, Actinopteri, Cypriniformes, Cyprinidae. Gene Ontology annotation, cellular component: transcription factor TFIID complex. Gene Ontology annotation, molecular function: transcription cis-regulatory region binding; RNA polymerase II general transcription initiation factor activity; chromatin binding. The record is from RefSeq and is a predicted model, not a curated record. Bases 251 to 3829 code for a protein of 1192 amino acids. The transcript is spliced from 26 exons.
AGAAGCCGGGAGGGCGAAGGUUACGGUUACAAACAAAAUGGCUGAAGACAUGCAGAAAAAGGAUAGUUCUGUUGCUGAUUUUUUUUUUGCGCUUUACAGUCAUUUCACAAAUUAAAACGUAACAAGACGGACUACAGCUAUGUUUGAGCAAGAAAUAACUUGUCUUUAGUAUUUCAAACAAGUAGAACUUAAGGAUUUAAUGAAACGGAACCUGUUAAAGAGGGUUUGAGUGAAUAAACUGAAGAGCAGCAUGAACCGCAAGAAAGACAAGGGCUUUGAGAGCCCACGACCAUAUAAACUAACCCAUCAGGUAGUCUGCAUCAACAACAUCAAUUUUCAGAGAAAGUCUGUCAUUGGUUAUGUGGAGCUGACCAUCUUUCCAACAGUGAUGAACCUGAACCGUAUUAAAUUGAAUAGCAAGCAGUGCCGUAUCUACAGGGUGAGAGUGAAUGAUCUUGAGGCUCCAUUCAUUUACAACGACCCUACACUGGAGGUCUGCCAUCAUGAAUCCAAGCAGAGGAACCUGAACUAUUUCUCCAGUGCUUACACAGCAGCUGUUAGUGCUGUAGAUCCAGAUGCUGGAAAUGGGGAACUUUCCAUUAAAGUUCCUUCUGAGCUCUGGAAACAAGGAGAUGAGAUGAAAGUUAUGAAGGUGUACAUUGAAUUUUCAUUGGACCAGCCGAAGGGGGGGUUGCAUUUUGUAGUACCUGAUGUGGAAGGAAGUAUGGCAGAAAGAGCAGCCCAUGUUUUCUCCUUUGGCAACCAGAAUUCCACACGGUUCUGGUUUCCAUGUGUAGACUCAUACUCUGAGCUGUGCACAUGGAAGCUGGAGUUCACAGUGGAUGCCUCCAUGGUGGCAGUGUCCUGUGGGGAUCUAGUGGAAACAGUCUACACCCACGACAUGCGUAAGAAAACCUUUCACUACAUGCUGCCCAUCCCCACUGCGGCCCCUAACAUUUCCCUGGCUGUGGGGCCCUUCGAGAUUCUUGUGGACCCCUACAUGCAUGAGGUGACUCAUUUUUGCCUGCCUCAGCUUCUGCCCCUGUUGAAGCACACGAUGUCCUACCUGCAUGAGAUUUUUGAGUUCUAUGAGGAGAUCCUCACCUGUCGCUACCCUUAUUCUUGCUUCAAGACUGUCUUUGUGGAUGAGGCUUAUGUGCAGGUCUCAUCGUAUGCAUCCAUGAGUAUUUUCAGUACCAACCUCCUGCACAGUGGCAUGAUCAUAGAUCAGACUCCUGUGACCAGGCACUGUCUGGCUCAAGCUCUGGCCCAGCAGUUUUUUGGAUGCUUCAUCUCUAGGAUGUCCUGGUCUGAUGAGUGGGUUUUGAAGGGAAUUUCUGGAUACAUUUAUGGCCUCUACCUGAAGAAAACCUUUGGAGUCAAUGAGUAUCGUCACUGGAUUAAGGAGGAACUGGACAAGAUUGUGGAGUAUGAGCUAAAGAUAGGUGGAGUCCUGCUACAUCCCACCUUCUCUGGAGGGAAAGAAAAAGACAAUCCUACACCCCACCUGCACUUUUCCAUCAGACACCCCCACACAUUGUCCUGGGAAUAUUACAAGAUGUUCCAAUGCAAAGCCCACCUGGUCAUGAGGCUCAUUGAAAACAGAAUUAGCAUGGAGUUCAUGUUGCAGGUGUUUAACAAGCUCUUGAGUCUGGCCAGCACAGCAUCAUCCCAGAAAUAUCAGUCUCACAUGUGGAGCCAGAUGCUGGUGUCCACCUCUGGAUUCCUCAAAUCCAUUUCCAAUGUGUCAGGGAAGGACAUCGGACCCCUCAUCAAGCAAUGGGUAGACCAAAGUGGGGUGGUAAAAUUUUUUGGAAGUUUUGCCUUCAACAGAAAAAGAAAUGUUUUGGAACUCGAGAUCCGUCAGGACUACACAUCAUCUGGCACACAGAAAUAUGUUGGCCCUAUUAAAGUGACAGUGCAGGAACUGGAUGGGUCAUUUAACCACACAUUACAGAUAGAGGAGAACAGUCUCAAACAUGACAUUCCCUGCCACUCCAAAAGCAGAAGGAACAAGAAGAAGAAAAUCCCUCUGAUGAAUGGAGAGGAAGUUGACAUGGACUUGUCAGCCAUGGAUGCUGACUCUCCUCUGCUGUGGAUUCGAAUUGAUCCGGACAUGUCCAUCCUACGGAAGGUGGAGUUUGAACAGGCCGAUUUCAUGUGGCAGUACCAGUUGCGGUUUGAGAGGGAUGUGGUGGCCCAGGAGGAGGCUAUCUCAGCGCUGGAAAUAUUUCCCACACCGGCCUCGCGACUUGCUCUCACUGAUAUUUUAGAACAAGACCAGUGCUUUUAUAAAGUCCGCAUGCAGGCCUGCUUUUGUCUGGCUAAGAUUGCUAAUUCCAUGAUGAGCACCUGGACUGGCCCCCCAGCCAUGAAGUCUCUUUUUACACGCAUGUUCUGCUGCAAAAGCUGCCCGAAUAUUGUCAAGACAAACAACUUCAUCAAUUUUCAGAGCUACUUCCUGCAAAAGACUAUGCCUGUGGCCAUGGCUCUACUCCGAGAUGUUCAGAACCUUUGUCCCAAAGAGGUCCUCAACUUUAUACUGGACCUCAUCAAAUACAAUGACAACCGGAAGAACAAGUUUUCUGAUAAUUACUAUCGUGCUGAGCUGAUUGAUGCCCUGACAAAUUCACUGACUCCUGCCAUCAGCAUUAAUAACGAGGUGCGCACAGUGGACAACUUAAACACAGAUGUUCGCCUGAUCUUGGAGGAAAUCACACGCUUUCUUAACAUGGAAAAACUGCUGCCGAGCUACCGUAACACCAUAACUGUCAGUUGCUUACGGGCCAUCCGCAUGCUACAGAAGAACGGACACAUCCCCAGUGACCCCAGCCUGUUCAAGUCCUACGCUCAGUAUGGUCACUUUGUGGAUGUGAGGAUUGCUGCACUGGAGGCUGUAAUAGACUAUACCAGAGUUGAUAGGAGUUCCAGUGAACUGCAGUGGCUUUUGGAUCUGGUACACAAUGAUCCAGUCCAUUACAUAAGGCAUGAGAUUCUCAGCAUGCUUGCCAAGAAUCCACCUUUCACCAAAGCAGCGGAUUCCUUGUUGUGUAAUGAAGCUUUAGUGGACCAACUAUGGAAGCUGAUGAACUCAGGUACCUGUCAUGACUGGCGUUUGCGAUGCGAUGCAGUGAAUCUGUAUUACACUCUGUUUGGGCUGACCCGACCCUCCUGUCUGCCACUACCCGAGUUGGGUCUUGUGCUUAACCUGAAGGAGAAGAAAGCAGUUCUCAACCCAACCAUCAAAUCUGAGCAGGGCCCUGGAGGCCCAGAGGUGACCACAACCAUGGCCUUUACCAGCACUCUGGAGGAGGAGCAUGCUGUCAUGGAGCCAGCAUUGAUUGGUGUGGCCAUGGCCCCACUGGGUUUAAAGAGGAAGGCAGAGACUCCAUUAAGUUCAUCCCCUGAACCCGGACAAGUUAUGCAAGAGGAGCCCAGUGCUAAAGCAUCUGUUAAAAGCAAAGAGGAGGAAGAUAUUGAUAUGGACACAGUUCAUGACAGCCAGGCGUUCAUCUACCACCAACUGAACAUGUUGGAGAGACCCUCAACUCCAGGUAAAGAACCAUCUUCAGUGGAGCAAGCCAUGUUGUCCAUGCCAGGAACACCCAUGCCCACAUUGAGCAAAGAGAGCACAUCCUCUAAACAUGGAGAUCACCACCACCACCAUCAUCAUCAUGAGCACAAGAAGAAGAAGAAGAAGCACAAACACAAACAUAAACACAAACACAAGCAUGAGAGUAAAGACAAAGAUAAAGACAGAGACUCUCACGCCUUUAGUAACAGCCCUGCCAGUGGCCGCUCCAUUCGUUCUCCAUCUCUGUCUGACUGAUAACGGUGUCAGCCAGCGAAAGUAGUCUGAACUAACAUUAAAAUACACAUUGUUUUAAGCAUUUCUGAUGUUUUUGUUCUGUUUAUUGUUUUACAAAUUAUUGAUUGCUGUAAAGGCAUAGCAAUAGCAUCCAACUUGUAAUAUGUCAGUGUUUAAAUGAAAAGUUCAUUCGAAAAUAAUUUUUACAUUUAAAUAAUUGAUUAAAGAGUUUGUACAGUACACAAGAAGAAAAAGAUUGUUCUGCAGUAUCAUCUGACCACACAUAAAGCUGCUUGGUUUGUGGCCUCUUAACAGCAAACACACAGAUUCACAUACUCUCACCAUCCUGGACCACUGGGGUUGCUUCCUGCCACUGAAUCUCAAGAUAAAUGUAAACGUUCUGUAAUUACUUUAAUGAGGGAACAUUUCACACUGUGGGCUCUAUGGCCAACUUGGCUUGAGAAAUCUUUUAAAUAGGUGCUUCAUUUGCAAAUUUUAAUUGUGAAGGGUCAGUUGAAUAUACUGCAUAGUAUAGUGUCUGGUACUUUUUUUUUUUAAUGGAACAUUACUCUUCCUUUGAAAAUAUACUCAUUUGAGCCAUAAAUCAUUUUUACCUACUUGACCUUUUGCGUUUGUUGUCUCCACUGUAGAGAUUUUACUAGGAAGUUAUUUUUGACUGAUGUUUUGUUUGCAUAAAUUCAUGAAUACAUUUUAA